Zalophus californianus (California sea lion) is the source of this 5193-nucleotide messenger RNA. RefSeq names its product ITPRIP like 2 (gene ITPRIPL2). NCBI's taxonomy places the organism in Eukaryota, Metazoa, Chordata, Mammalia, Carnivora, Otariidae. The record is from RefSeq and is a predicted model, not a curated record. The coding region runs from base 138 to 1736 and encodes 532 amino acids. The transcript has a single exon.
GCGAGGGGGGAGCCACCGCGGAGGCGAAGGAGACCGGGACCGCGGGGCUGCCGGGGCGCUGCCCGCAUGCUGGGCCGGGGGCGCCGCCGGGGCUCGCGCCCUGGGCUGCAAGGCCGCCGCUGCCCCGGGCGCCCGGUAUGUCGGUGCACUACACCCUCAAUCUGCGCGUCUUCUGGCCCCUGGUGACCGGCCUCUGCACUGCCCUUGUGUGCCUCUACCAUGUCCUGCGGGGAAGCGGGGGAGCCCGGGCCGAGCCCCCCGACGGUGCGGACGGCGGCUUCCCGCUGCUCAAGGUGGCCGUCCUGCUCCUCCUUGGCUACAUCCUCCUGCGCUGUCGCCACGCUGUUCGGCAGCGCUUCCUGCCAGGGUCUCCUCGCCUGGGGAGCCACUCGACCUUCUCUCCUAGACACUUCCGAGAGCCCAGUCUUGGCAUCUUGCUGGAGAGUUACUACGAGCACGAGGUGCGCCUGUCCCCGCACGUGCUGGGCCACAGCAAGGCGCACGUGAGCCGAAUCGUGGGCGAGCUGGUGCGGGCUGGCCGCGCCCGGGGGUCCCCCGGCCCCAUCCCCGGCGGCGCGCUGGCGUUGGCCUUCCGUGGAGACUUCAUCCAGGUGGGCAGCGCCUACGAGCAACACAAAAUCCGGCGGCCCGACGGCUUCGACGUGCUGGUGCCGCUGCGUCUUCCGCCGCUGGUGGCGCUGGAGCCGCGGAGCCUGGGCGCCGAGCCCGCGCUGGCCCCUGCCUUCCGCGGCUGCUUCGUGUGCGCCCUCAAGGCGCCGCCGGGGGCCUCCGGGAGCCACUGGCUGCGGGACUGCAAACCCUUCGCCGACGGGUUCUGCGUGGACGUGCUCGGGCGGCGUCACCUCUCUGCCGCGCUGGUGCUGCGCUGGUUCCAGGCGCACCUGCAGCGCUCCCUGGCCACCGUGCGCUACAGUCUGGAGGGGCGUUGUCGGGUCAGCCUGACCCCGGGCGGCCUGGAGCAGCCUCCCACCCUGCACAUCCUGCCCUGCCGCACGGACUACGGCUGCUGCCGCCUUUCCAUGGCAGUGCGUCUCAUCCCUGCUGUGCAUUUGGGCGACGGCGUUUUCCUCGUGGCACCGCCACCAUCCCCCUCGCCCAUCGGGCCCCUGUCGGAGCUCCCUGGAGGCCUGCGCACGGAUGCACUGUGGGGUGUGAACACAGCUCGGCAGGAGCAGAAGCUGCUGAGCUGGCUGCAGGAACGGGCCCCUCCAGGUGCCUGCUACCUCAAGUGCCUGCAGUUGCUUAAAGCUCUGCGAGACCUGGGCGCCCGCGGGCUGGACCCAACGGCCGCCACCCAGUGGGGACGCAUUCUGUCCUCAUACAUGCUCAAGACAGUGCUGCUGGCGGUGCUGCUGCGGGAGGGGGCUCCUGCUUCAGGCUGGGAGGAGGCGCACCUGGGCGAGCGGCUGGAGGAGUUAGUGCAGUUCCUUAGGGACUGCCUGCUGAGACGCCAUACGCUCUUCCACUGCGUCCUGGGCCCUGGUGGGGCGGCUGCCGAGGUGGGCCCGCUGCCCAAGGUACUGCGUGAAGCUGCCCCCGUUGACCUCCUGGCUGCGUUCGACAGGCACGCCCGGGAACUUGCAGCGGCGCGGUUGCUGUCCACCUGGCGAAGGCUGCCCCAACUUCUCCGGGGCUACGGGGGUCCUCGCUACCUUGCCAGGUGCCCCCCACCCCGCAGUCAGCGCACGCAGGGGUUCCCUGAAGAUCAGCCAUAAAACUUGACAGUGCCCCCACACGGCCUAAUGCUCCUAAAGCCUCUCCCACCAGAUGGGGUGGGGAUGGCAACGAAGCCAGUUUAAUGCAAGGAAAUGAGGUGCCAAAGGUGAUGGAAAAUUCGGCGGGUGACAUUUGGUAGCUUAUAUGUGCCCCCUGGCUCCACAAUCCAGUAUAGUUAUGGCGUCUUCUUCACACCCACCAGCGUAUCCUGAGCAAGCUACAGAAAAAGACCUUCAACACCAGCCACUAAGAGUUGGUUCAAAUGUUGGUUUGUGUGGAAUGAUUCUGUAGAAGGAUCCAGCUUUUAGGGAAGCCCAAUGAAGGAAGCAAGAACUAGCUGCAGGGAAAGUUCCCUCUGUCAGUUUUUGAGACAGAUCUCUGGCCCCCAAAUUUAAAGAAGCUAUUUUUCCCCCCUGUAACUACUUGCCCCAUCCUGGGUUCCUGGUUGUCUUUUAAAAAAUCGGAAUCUUUAUCUACAACUGGAAUUGAAGUUCUAGUCUAGGGGCUAAUGUUCUGAGGAACACAGUUUUCACUAUUCAAAUUAAUAUUAAUGUGUUUUUUAAGCGGUGCAAUCACAGGUGUUUGACAGGACUGCAAAGAAUUAAGUCACGUGUUGAGAGGCAGUCAAGAGUUGGUUAGAGAAACUUCCAGAGCAAAUAGCACUUUAUUUUGAUCAGUCCUUUCAUUUUGUGGUAAUUGCCACUGCCAAGUGUUGCAUCCAAAAGGGAGGCCAGUUACCUUUAUUAUUUUUUUAAUAAUUUUUUAUUGUUAUAUUAAUCACCAUACAUUACAUCAUUAGUUUUUGAUGUAGUGUUCUAUGAUUCAUUGUUUGUGCAUAACACCCAGUAACUUUAUUAUUAAGAAAUGUGCAGUCGUAAAAAGCAGGCUUGCUUAACAUCCCUGCAGGCACACCCUAGGAUAUGUACCAGUCAACAGGCAUUGCCCACCGUGAGCCAGAAGGGCCAAGUAGCAAAGAAUAUGUGUUUAGGACCAUACUGGUGAGCAGGGAAAACAGGUUGGGUUUUGAGAAAGAUACAUUUGCCUAUCCAGGUGACUCACCAGAGCUUGCUGCUGGCUGGAGACGGAAACAUUUGUUGUUGUUGUUGUUGUUUGAAGCCUUUUGAACAAACUCUUCUGCAUGGAAAUGUCUUUCUGAGUUUCAUGAGAUAAUGAGCAAACGCCUGCCAUAGUGCCUAGCAUGUAGUUAGCUCUCUGAGUCAGUGCUCAGUGAUGGUUAGUGGUCACCACGUUUCCCUCCCAUCCCCCUGGUGGCCUUUAAGUGGUCCUAAGGCCAACUUGGAGGAGCGGCUGAUUCGGCCCAGGUCUUGCAAAGCAUUUCCUAUAGAAUUCAGUAACUUGGGCUCUGUGCUCCCUGACCACGGAUCAGCAGUCAGCCGAGGAGAGCGAGGUGCGGGUGACAGCUCUUGGCCAGUAGUCUGCUGUUUUUUCUCUUUGGACAUAAAUAUCCCCAAUUCACUUUAGGUUUAGGUUCAGAAUACUCCAUCAUCUGCUUGGCUAAUAGAAAAUGCAGUCAGUCCCACCCAGUGUUAGACCUUGGGACUUUUAAUUUUUUUGAUAAAGACAUGUAUUUCCUUAGACUUUUAAAGGUAAAACUUGGAAGACAGAAAUAGCCACCUGAAUAGGGCCAUUGUUUAGCUUCUGAGUUAUUCUGAGGGAAUUCUUUAAACUUUCUUUAGGGGACCUACUUGGCCACUGCAGGAAAUCAUUGUGAAUAAAUGAUUUGCAGGGGAUCCUCAUGGGAGCUGCAGAGACUUCUUAGAUCCUUUGCAACCUUGGACUGUAAGAGAAACAGUUGCAAAUGUCAUGCCUUCUCUUUGAGGUUGUUGUGGGGACAGUUCCUCUUGAUAUCACAAAGGUCAUUCCCAGUUUUUAAGGUCAGUGUUAGGUCAUAAGGUACUGAGUUUAGUAAAGAGAUCAGUCUACCAACUUCCUGCAAAGAUAUAAACUGCAGAGUGUUCCUUAAAAUUACUUUUUAAAACAGAUGCAAAGAGUAGGUAGAUCUUUAUAUAUAUAUAUAUAUUUAUAAUGUUUCCAUAUCAGCCCCAAUUCCCCCUGUAGUCGUUAAGUCUACUGAAAUGGGGAACAGCAAGGCUAUUGGAAGGAUUAUAAAGCUUUAAAAGCUGAACUUUCCAAUGUCUCUAGUUGAGUUGAUAGGUUCCUUUUUUUAUCUUGCUAGUCUUUUGAAGUUUAAAUCUGGUAACAUUUUGUUCUUGUAGUGUUUUUGUUAUUUUUUUCACGUUAAUUACCCAAAGCCUCAUCCAUCCUCAAGAUUUUUAAAUUUUAUUAUUAUUUUUUAAUUAAUGGGGCAUUGUGUUUGUGAAUUGUUAAAGUAUUAAUGUUUUAUUUAAGUGCCAUGCUGAGCGAUUGUUCUCUGUACAUGGCAACCAAAACGUAGAGAUUUCGAUCAAUUUUGAUCAAUGUGUAGUGAUCCCAAACAUGUACUGUGUACAAAUGAAAUAAUAUGGCGUAUUAGCCAGGUGUGAUGGUUGCCCAAGGCACUUAAAUUAAGCUCAAUUCUUUCUUUUAUCAGGGCUCCAUCACCUCCUUGAUCUGAAAUGUACACAUUUUUGGUGUAUACUUGGUACUAGAGAUUGAUGUAUGCAAAGAUUCUUAUACAAGCCUCCAAAUUGCUCGUGGUUAAAAAAAAAAAAAAGAUUAACUGUCCAGCCAGUGCCAGAAGAAAAGUUUUCGGGAGGAUGACUCAGCCAUUUUGCCUGAAGACACCCUUCAGUAACUCCCACUGACCAGUCUUGGGAGCCAUCCUGGAAGUCUCGUCGUGGGCUGAGAAGAGGAGAUGUUUUUUUGCAAGAGGAAAUGGAAGAAGCUGUUAGAAGGGAGACCGGGAGCAGGGGAACCAAGAGAAAUCUGAAGAAUUCAGGAGAGAGGCCUUAAGAGGGAAGUGAAGGAAGCGACGGCGGGAAGGGAACCCCGGGGGUGGGGGGAGAAUCACAUGAGGGUGCAAGAGGUUUGGGUAGGAAACACAUUUUUAGGUAUGUGCUAUUUCAAGCCAGGGGUCGCAAACUCAGCAGCCUGGAGAAGUAAGGCAGGGAGAUCAGUCCGGGCCGGGGUGGGUGGGUGGUGGGGACUAGGCUCCUCUUAAACAGGGCAGCCAUUGGUCAGCUCUGUGCUGGGAAAAAGGUAGGGAGGGGCCGGAAAUCAGGAUUCGUUUUUUUUUAAAGUGAAACUUUCUCAUUUUUAAACAAAAUCAUUUUAAAUUGUCCCACACACCAAGUGGGCCAAACAGAACAUUUGCUUGAGCCUGGGGCCACCAGUUUGCGACCCCUGCCGAACACAUUUAACCCUCCAAGUAUGUAUAAGGUUAUAUUUAUUGUUCUGGAGAUGUCAUUAUACAUAGUUGGGGGUGUGAUAUUUCAAGUCCUUAUCUCUCAGAGCUAAGCUUUAUUAUAGAAACAAACCAAAAAAAAAAAAAAAAAA